UCAUAAACACGUAAGCAAAGAAAGAAGACAUUUACGCUGACGGAGGAAUCGGGCACACUAGCGAAAUGAAAAUAAUUGCAUUGUUUAUCUGGGUAAUAUUGUGCAAUUCCGCCUCCGGCGACUGUGGGUGCCAGAAUCUGGACCGGAAGACGACAGCCGAUAAGCCUCCACUGCCGGACAAAGUGUGCCUGCAACGGAAGCGGGGCGCCAACAGCCACUAUCGGGAUUACUAUGGCGAGCUGGAGGCGGAAGCGGAAAUCAAGGACAUGUCCCUCAUUCCCGGAGGCACCGUCUCUGUGGGCACCGACGAGCCGCACUUUUCGGCCGAUCGGGAGGCUCCGGAGCGACAGGUGAAGCUGCACGACUUCUUUCUGGACAAGUACGAAGUGUCUAACGACGCCUUUGCGGAGUUUGUGCUGUCCACCAACUACACCACGGAAGCGGAGCGCUUUGGUGACAGUUUCCUGUUCAAGACCCUGCUGAGUUCCUUGGAGCAGAAGGAUUUGGAGGACUACCGCGUCGCGAGUGCCGUUUGGUGGUACAAGGUGGCCGGGGUGAGCUGGCGCCAUCCUAAUGGGGCGGACAGUAAUCUGGACAACCUGGGACGACACCCCGUGGUGCACGUCUCCUGGCGCGACGCCGUGGAGUACUGUUCCUGGGCUGGUAAGCGAUUGCCAAGCGAGGCAGAGUGGGAGGCGUCCUGUCGCGGCGGCAAGGAGCGCAAACUGUUCCCGUGGGGCAACAAACUGAUGCCCAGGGACGAGCACUGGCUGAACAUCUGGCAGGGCGACUUCCCCGACGGCAACCUGGCCGACGACGGCUACGAGUACACCUGUCCGGUGGAUGCCUUCCGGCAGAACGUCUACGACCUGCACAACAUGGUGGGCAACGUCUGGGAGUGGACGGCGGAUCUGUGGGACGCGAACGACGUCAGCCAGAACCCGAAUCGGGUGAAGAAGGGUGGUUCGUACUUGUGCCACAAGUCUUACUGUUACCGGUACAGGUGCGCGGCUCGCUCCCAGAACACCGAGGACAGCUCGGCCGGCAACCUGGGCUUUCGGUGCGCCAAGAACGCUUGAGUUUUCAUUGCAGAAAGCGAUGGAGGUCCCGUUAUGUAUGAUGUACAUAUGUAUUGUAUUGAGCAACAAGGACAUUGGAAGUUAUAAUAUACUCUUUUUUAUGUUAAAGGUGUAUUUCGUUGUGAAACAACGAAUAUUUUAAAUAUUCUAAUCUCAAAGCUUAUUUUAAAAACCUUACAAAGAUGAGGUAGCAACAUAAUAAAAAUUUGAAAUUUUGAGACCAUGAAGGAAAAUGUGAUACGUUUCACAAAGAAUCACUCAUAUACCUAAUUUUUAUCAUUGUAUAGAAGACAAAUUUAAUAUCACAAACACAAAUAAAAAUUACUUCUGCCUUAUUGCCUAAUAAAAACAAAGGAGUCGAGAUACUAAAAUCGAUCGGUGCUCUAAUAUUUUUGCGCUGUAAUUGGUACACAAUAAAUAUAAGGCAGUUGGUAAUGUUUCGAAUCGGUAAGGUUACUACAAAUGU
Molecule: messenger RNA, 1545 nt
Organism: Drosophila gunungcola (fruit fly)
Lineage: Eukaryota; Metazoa; Arthropoda; Insecta; Diptera; Drosophilidae
Product: formylglycine-generating enzyme
Exons: 1
Coding region: 66-1079 (337 amino acids)
Cellular component (GO): endoplasmic reticulum
Source: RefSeq, a predicted model, not a curated record